CGUCUCGCAUCAACAUCGGCGAACGGACCAGCACGAGAAAAAAAGAAAGGGGACGGCAUAUCUUGUUGCUUGCUCCUGCACACACACCACCACCCCCAUCCCCGAUCAAUCUGCCACCCAUCAUGUCCACACAAUGACAGCCCGGCCGAUUCAUUGGUGACUCUGGCGACGUCUCGCUCCCCCCAAACCAGCCGCCGUCCCGGUUUCAUCGCCUCGGGCUGCCGUCUAGUGCCAAUUUUGAUCGCUGCUUGGGCUUUGCUCUGCUCUGCUCGCUCUGUGCUCUGUCUGCUCGUGCCGUGCGCCUGUCAGCGAGAAGGCCUGGCCUGUUCGUCAACACGCAAGCCACCGCGGCAGGAGCUCCUGUCCAGAGGCCUCGAGCCCCCUCUCGUGCCAGCCCGACGACGCAACCACCCUGAAAAAACAAAAAAAGAAGAAAGAAAAAAUAAUAAAAGCCAAACUUUCGUGUCCCCGAGGCUGGACAAUGUCUUCGGCUGCAAUCCACGCCGCACCGCAAGCAUUAGCUCCCGCCCUCAACACACCGCCUCUGGUCACGGCAUCGUCCUCGGGCCGUCACGCCUACGCCUCGUCGGCACACUCGUCGCCCACACGCGAAGGUUAUCAUGCGAACCCGCAGCACUCGAAUUCUCCAUCGCAGCGACAAUCUCGACGUACCACCGCCGCCGCCGACCCUUCCGCAAGCUCCCACCAGAACAGCGCGUCGCCCGUCUCACAGUCCAAUUCCCCAAUGAGCUCGCGCGCCGCCAUUUCGUCCCCGGUGGCAGUCGCCACUGGGACCCCCGAAUACCAGACCGCCGCCGCCGCCGAGCGACGCAGGCACCACGCCCCGUCCAACGUGCCGCCGCGAACGUCGUCCUCCCACCAGCCCUCGGCCAGCGGCCAGUCGUCGAGGAGAUCUGCCGCGGCCAACGAACGCGCCCACAACUCGCCGAGGCGCGCCCCCGACAACCGAUCCUCCAGUGCUGACCAGCUGCAAUCGCCACACGGCGAGCAGUCCCCGGCCAGCUCGCGUCGGAAGGAGCGCCAGCACUACGUGCCGGCUCCUCCCAACGACGCCCGGCGUGGCGGCAGCAGCUCCCGCGAUCCCCGGGCAUCUGCCCCGGCAACCACCAUGCCCAUCAGAACCCAGACGACAGCCUCCUCCUCGGCCGCCUCGUCGUCCAGGGGCCCCUCUAGGGAGGCCAGCGAGAUUCUUCACAGCAUGAUAAUAUCGCCACCCGAGGUCGAUAUAGAUCGCGAGAAGGAGCGACUGGCCCAGGCCCAGCCGCACCCGCUAGCCUCGGCUCAUGGCGUCGACGACGCUGCCACGCCUCCCGUUGUCUCCCCUGCUGAGGCGCGUGGUACUCGGAGUCGACACGAUCACUCCAAACGCGAAAAGCAGACGAAGUUCGGAGACUACAUCCUCGGCAACACCAUCGGCGAGGGCGAGUUUGGCAAGGUCAAGCUUGGGUGGAAACAGGAAGGAGGAGUCCAGGUCGCCAUCAAGCUCAUUAAGAAGGAUGCUCUUGGUAGCAACCCGAGCCGCAUGAACAAGAUCAUGCGCGAGGUUCAGAUCCUCAAGCAGCUCACCCACCCCAACAUCGUCAGACUUCACAGGAUGGAGGAGUCAGAGAGGCACUAUGGCAUCAUCUUGGAGUAUGCAUCUGGUGGCGAGCUCUUCGAUUAUAUCCUUAACAACCGAUAUCUCAAGGACAACGCCGCCCGCCGCCUGUUCGCCCAGCUCGUAUCCGGUGUUGGAUAUCUGCACAAGAAGGGAAUUGUGCACCGAGAUCUGAAGCUGGAAAACCUCCUGCUCGACCGCAACCGAAACAUCAUCAUCACCGACUUUGGUUUUGCCAACAUGUUCGACCCAGUCGAGGAGCUGACCGAGGACGAGGAGGCCGGCUUGUCGGACAAGGAGUUCGUCAAGAGGAUGGGGCUUGACAAGAUCGGGUCCAACAACUCUAGGAAAGGCGACCUCAUGCUUACAAGCUGCGGAAGCCCAUGUUACGCUGCUCCUGAGCUGGUCGUCAGCGACUCGCUGUACACUGGUCGCAAGGUCGAUGUCUGGAGUUGUGGCGUCAUUCUUUACGCCAUGCUUGCCGGAUAUCUGCCGUUCGACGACGACCCAGCGAAUCCCGAGGGUGACAAUAUCAAUCUGCUGUACAAGUACAUUGUCAACACACCCCUUACCUUCCCCGAAUACGUCACCCCCCACGCCAAGGACCUCCUACGCCGCAUCCUCGUGCCGAACCCGCGACGCCGAGCAGAUCUCUUCGAAGUGGCCCGGCACAGCUGGCUGAGCGAGUACGCUCACGCGGUCGAAUUCAUCACCAGCAGCACCACCACUCACACCGACAUCCAGAACACAACCGUUCCCGCCGAAGACGUGGAAGAAAACGGCGGUAUCGUGCGGAGCGCUUCUGUGCGCGAAUCGUCCAGGAAGACCCCCGUCUCCACCGCGGUUGGAGGGUUGGCCACCAAGCAAGGCGGCAUUGACCAGGAUGUGGAACACGCGCGCCAGCAAAAGGACAACAAGCGUAGAACCGUGCAGGUCGAGUAUGUCGCGCCGACCACACAGACACAGCGUGGCGAGCCGUCCAACGCACAGUCGACGCCCAAGACCAAGACGCGUGCCAGGUCGGGCAGCGAGGGCCCUGUCGAGGUUGUCUCAACAUCCCCGAACGACAAGCCCCUUCCGAAGGACCCGCCGGUUACUCGAGACAGUUAUGUGAGGAUGUCAUCCAAAGGAGACCCGCGGAAACCGCCGAGCAGCCACCGAAACCAGCCCAUGACGACGAGGCCGCCCGUCUCUUCGCGCGUGGGACCCGAGGGAGCCUACAUGACUGGAGCCGGUCCGGCAAGGCCCAACACGAGCGGAUCGGUUGCCUCGAAUGGGUCGCGGGUGCCGGGAGCCGGAUCUCGAUCAUCGUAUGGCCAACCACUGCCCCCAGCGGUCGCAGGUACUAACGCUCACGGAAGGAUACAACAACCGGUCAGUAGUGGCAAGCCCUACGUCGCGUCCCCGCUGUCACCGGACGGACAGCAUCUGGAAUACGGGCGGCCGAGCGUCAGUGUGCCCUCCAAGUUCGCCAAGGUUUCAGGCUUCUCGGGCGACGGUGAGCAUGCCGAAGGGUCUGGCGGCGGCGCCAAGUCGGGCCACCGGAGGUCAAACACUCUGGGCGAGAUCACGGGCAAGAUGUUUGGAAGGAGCGGGUCGCUGUUUGGAAACAAGAACCGCAAGAAGACGGAGCAGCAGCAGCAGCAGCCUCCGCCGUCGCAGCACUCUCACCAAGCCGAGCCCAAGGGCAACCGGAGAUAUCCCCCAGUCAGCAUGAUGUCCAACACGGUACCAUCGACUCCCGGCCUCGAGUACGAGAGCCGCCAGUCGCUCGACUCGAGGCGAUCGCGGCGCUCAUUCUCGUUCGGGUUGGGCAAGAAACGGUCGGGCAGCGUCGCCGGCUCGCAAACGUCGCUGGACAAGCAGACCAAGCGCUUCUCCUUCAUUCCCAACUCUAUUUCGCUCAAGGCCAUCGGCCUCGGCAAGGACGUGCCCCCUCCUGCGGAUGAGUCGCAGAACGACCUCCCCAUCCAGGAGCCGCCCAUGGUGGGCCAGCAUGGCCGAUAUGUCGACCAGCGCCUGGGUUCGUCGCACAAUGUCAACGCCGUCGCCAUUGACGACAUGUACGCUCAACUGUCAGAUCCUCAGCAUGCCGCGGUCACCGCGGGCUCGGCCCUAUCGCUCUCGGGCCCGACCUCGGCGCAACACCAGCGCUACCCCUCUGGACAAUAUGACGGGAGGCAACAAAAGCCGUCGGCGGUUCCCGGUUAUCUUCAACGCCCGGGGGCUGGCUUCGAUUCGGGCUCCGAGUCCUCGGUGAACGACCCGCGCGCCGGGCGCAUGCCACCCGGCUCCUCGUCGUCCUUCCAGCAGCACCAACGGCCACAAGACCAAUACAGCCUGAACUCGGAGCAGGCGGGAUUCUCCCAGAGCGCAUCCAACGUGCGUGGGGGCCGCGGCAUGCUACAGAAGCCAAAGAGAUUCGUGGACGCGUAUGACACGGACGAGAACUCGACACGGGCGCACGACCACGGUGGCAGCAGCGGAGCUGCGCGACGGGUUAUGGACUUUUUCAGGAGGCGGGGCAAGGCCCGUGGCGGCGACGAGAGGUAAUUCGCCUCCCGAGAUGUGGCUGUGUCUCCUUGCAAGCUUUAAUACUAUUAUCCUUUUUCAUACCUUCCUCUUAACCAACUCUCUGUGUCUCCUGUACUCUUCAUGUGUCAUCUCCGAUAUCUAGCUUGUCCUGGCCGGUUUGUUCUGCCACAUCCCAUCUUCCCUUUUUUUCCUCCACAUUUGGCACGCUGCUUCUCGCAAUCUUGUAUGGGCCCAGAUGUUCUGAGCCGCCUAGGCAGCUUUCUGACCCGCGGCCAGAUGCUUUGGGUAACUCGAGGCUCUUUUUGAUGCCAUUCCCUCUCACAACCUUCCAUACCAUCCUCAUAAUCCCCUACACUUUUCCUUGGGGGGUUUGCCAGUUGAAAACAAUCUCCCCCGAAAAUGCCUGAACCAUUUCCCAUUUCUUUGCUUUUGUAAUAGACGCAUUCGGUGAUUUUCAGAGGUGCGGUUUUGUGUUUUUUUUUUGAAGCCUUUUCUUUUCACUUUUUUUUGCCGCUGAGUUUUGGGGUCGGUGAAUAUUCUUUGUCGUUUCCAGAAAAUAAUCAAGCCUACCGAACCGUUGCGGACACUACGCCGGGAUAAAAUUCCCACAGGACGUUCCGUU
Gaeumannomyces tritici R3-111a-1 is the source of this 4775-nucleotide messenger RNA. Its product is annotated as CAMK/CAMKL/KIN4 protein kinase. Gene Ontology annotation, biological process: protein phosphorylation; microtubule cytoskeleton organization; intracellular signal transduction. Gene Ontology annotation, molecular function: ATP binding; tau-protein kinase activity; protein serine/threonine kinase activity. Gene Ontology annotation, cellular component: cytoplasm. The transcript has 3 exons. The record is from RefSeq and is a predicted model, not a curated record. Bases 482 to 4171 code for a protein of 1229 amino acids. NCBI's taxonomy places the organism in Eukaryota, Fungi, Ascomycota, Sordariomycetes, Magnaporthales, Magnaporthaceae.